AUGGAAUCGGAAAGUAAAGAUGCUACUAUAGAUGUUGCUGAUAAUGAUAAUGGUGAUACAAAAUCAAUGGAAGAUAAAUGGCCAUUAGGAUAUUCUGAUGAAUCACCAUCAUUAUUGGCAGAAUUGAAAAAUACGGAAUGCCAAAUAUUAAAAUUUAUUGAAAAACAUUCGUCGGAAAACAGUCAAAAACAAUCUGAACAAGAAGAACCAUUUAAUGAAUUUGAGUUUGAAAAUGAAAGUUGUAAUAAUAUAUUACAAAAUAAAGAUAGAAAUCAAGAAAUAAGUUUACAAUCCAUUGAAAGAAAUCAAAAUUUGACAAAUCAAGAAAGAAGUUUACAAUCCAUUGAAAGAAAUCAAAAUUUGACAAAUCAAGAAAGAAAUUUACAAUCCAUUGAAAGAAAUCAAAAUUUGAUAAAUCUUCAUUGA
Trichomonas vaginalis G3 is the source of this 426-nucleotide messenger RNA. RefSeq lists its product as uncharacterized. The transcript has a single exon. The record is from RefSeq and is a predicted model, not a curated record. NCBI's taxonomy places the organism in Eukaryota, Parabasalia, Trichomonadida, Trichomonadidae. Bases 1 to 426 code for a protein of 141 amino acids.